ACUCGAAAACCCUAGUCUUCCCAGUAGCAGCUCUUUCACCAGGUUCCAUCUCCUCUUCUAGGGUUUCGUCGAGGGCGGCGCAGAGUUUCGAAGAGCACGCGAGAAGCAAUGGCGAGGAUCAAGGUUCACGAGUUGAGGCAGAAAUCAAAGGCGGAUCUGUUGACGCAGCUUAAGGAUCUUAAGGCGGAGCUUGCUCUCCUUCGUGUCGCCAAAGUCACCGGCGGUGCCCCGAACAAGCUAUCCAAAAUCAAGGUGGUGAGAUUGUCGAUCGCUCAGGUCUUGACGGUGAUUUCGCAGAAGCAGAAGGCGGCAUUGAGAGAAGCGUACAAGAAGAAGAAACUUUUGCCUCUCGAUCUGCGUCCAAAGAAGACCAGGGCCAUUCGUAGAAGGCUCACCAAGCACCAGGCCUCCUUGAAAACUGAGAGACAGAAGAAGAAAGAGAUGUACUUUCCAUUGAGGAAAUAUGCUAUUAAGGUGUAGUGUUAUCUGAUAGACAUUUUCUUAUGCAACGGCAGACCAAUUUUGUUGACAAAUUUUGUCUCGUAUUCUUGAUAAUUUUACUUUGGAUACUCUCUGAGAUUUUUCCUCAACCAAGAUGUUUUAUUUUUGUUGACUUUUAUUUAUCUUGACAGUUAGUGUUUAUUCUCGUUUGAUAAA
Messenger RNA from Momordica charantia (bitter melon), 657 nucleotides. RefSeq names its product large ribosomal subunit protein uL29. The record is from RefSeq and is a predicted model, not a curated record. Lineage: Eukaryota; Viridiplantae; Streptophyta; Magnoliopsida; Cucurbitales; Cucurbitaceae. Gene Ontology annotation, biological process: maturation of LSU-rRNA from tricistronic rRNA transcript (SSU-rRNA, 5.8S rRNA, LSU-rRNA); translation. Gene Ontology annotation, cellular component: ribosome; cytosolic large ribosomal subunit. Gene Ontology annotation, molecular function: mRNA binding; structural constituent of ribosome.